AUGACGGCAUUUGACUAUAUUUGCAAUAUAUCGAGUAACAAGAUGAAUUGGAAUUUGAAGGGCGAUCGCAUUCAUGCGACAGUUGGUCGGUCACUUAUACGUAUGUUCAAACCAAAGUUAAAAGAAUUGGGUUUGUACGUUAUGAAGAACUUUGUGGUUGGACCAAAUUAUAUGAAACUUAAAUACACGCGGCAUAAAUUGAAGUUGGCUUUUACUCAUAAGACGAUUGUAGAGGAAGCAAAUGAUCAUCUUUUUGGUAUGGCUAUCUCCGACUUAAAACCUUAUGAGUAUUUGAUAAACAAAAUUGAUGUUGAAGAAAGUGAACUCUUCGAUGUCAUUGGAGAGGUUGUAAGUUAUGGUGAGGUAGAAUCCCAUAACCAAGGUGAUAAAACCAGCAGUUAUAUGCAUGUGGAACUUGAAGAUCAUGAGAGGAAUAAUAUCUCGGCAACAUUUUGGGGAGAAUUUGUUGACCAAAUAUUGCCACAUUUACAGGGAUCACCCCAUCAGCCGGUCAUAAUUGUUAUGCAGUUGAUAAAAGCUCACAAAUUUCAAGGCAAAUAUUCUGUGUGUAAUACUUGGCAUGCCUCAAAGCUCUGGAUUAACCCGGAUCUUCCUCAAGCUACUGAUUUUAAGUCCAGAAUGGCAAGUGUGAAUGAAACUAACUCUGCCAGGAUCAGUCAAAUACCUUCUCAGCGUAGUUAUUCUAUUUCUGAUGAGUUGGCUACUGGAACUGUAGAAGUUAAAACUAUUAGCGAUUUGGUCGACUGCAUGGAGGAAGGACAUAUUUGGAUUGUUGCGACUGUAGUGAAUCUUCUACUUGAAAAAGAAUGGUCAUAUUUGGGGUGCAAGAGAUGCUCAAAGAAGGUUGACAAAAUUGAAAGUAAAUUUCACUGCAAGAAAUGUGAUCGGCUUGAUAGUUCUGCCACUCAUAGGUUCAAGCUUCGAGUGCAAGUAAUGAAUCACACUGGCUUUAUAUCUUUGUUGCUUUGGGAUCGUGAAGCAACAAGUCUCAUUGGGAAGUCUGCUAAUGAGUUAAAUGAAAUUUCAAUUGAGGUAUAUUUUAUUUAUUUUAAUUGUUACUAUAUUUUUUCAAUAAAAGUAAGAAAGGCUUCUGCUGUUGUUGAUGAGUGUUCUUAUCCAGUGGAGUUGUAUGAUAUUCUUGACAAAAAAGUCCUGUUUAAAAAUGAGGUAAAUAAGAAAUUGAUCACAUGCAAUAAAGGUGCUAUUGGAUCAUGUUCAGUAUUGUUUGCCAAGUCUCUUUCAAACAUGUUGAGAUUGGCAAUGUCAUCAUCUGGUCGUUAUGCGAUACUACACAGCAGGUUCACGUAUUCGAUGCUUCUGAUGUUUCUAAGUACAGGUGUAUUUUGGAUGGCAAGGUUAAAUGAAGGACUUUCACGCUUUGAUGCGAUACUUAUUGUCCCUAUGUUUCAAAUAGCUUGGACAUUUUUCUCCGUUUGUACUGGAUUUGUGUACUUUGAGGAGUACAAGGUGUUUGAUGCUUUGAGAACAACAAUGUUCAUUCUUGGAAUUAUUUGUGUGUUUAUUGGCAUUUAUUUGCUAGCACCUGAAGAUGAUGAAUCAUAUCCAAAAGGAGGUGAAGUACUGAAGGAUGAGAAGAGGCUGUUCAUGCCAUCUAAAGACUCCCAAAUUAAAUAUGUAGAGAUCAUUUGGACAAGUUAUGGUGAUAUAAAGUGCUAA
Nicotiana attenuata is the source of this 1698-nucleotide messenger RNA. RefSeq names its product replication protein A 70 kDa DNA-binding subunit A-like. The transcript has 10 exons. The record is from RefSeq and is a predicted model, not a curated record. NCBI's taxonomy places the organism in Eukaryota, Viridiplantae, Streptophyta, Magnoliopsida, Solanales, Solanaceae. Gene Ontology annotation, molecular function: magnesium ion transmembrane transporter activity. Gene Ontology annotation, biological process: magnesium ion transport. Gene Ontology annotation, cellular component: membrane. The coding region runs from base 1 to 1698 and encodes 565 amino acids.